UGAAUAGUGAAAAGAUGAGGGGCAUCAGUGCAAAUUGUUAAAGGGGUUGGCCUGUGUUGUCUUUAUCGUGAAUACCUCGCGGCAUGGAAAUUCGGGUCUUCCUCUCGUCCUGUGAAGUCAGUCUGAACUGAAAAAUACACAGAUUCGAACGGAUCGGAUCGGAUCAGAAUAGGAGGCAGGCAUGGGUGGAAGAAGCAUAGCAGCGGGUUCCAUGAAGCUGAAGGGGAUGGUAAAGCACGCCAUUGGAAGCGGGCGGAGCGUGACGUACAUGCCGCGGCCAGGGGACGGAGCGCCGAGAGGAGUGACGCUGAUACCGGGGGACGGAAUAGGGCCUCUUGUGACGAGGGCGGUGGAGCAGGUGAUGGAGGCGAUGCACGCGCCCGUGUACUUCGAGAGGUACGAGGUGCACGGGGACAUGAAGCGCGUGCCGGAGGAGGUGUUGGAGUCGAUCAGGAAGAACAAGGUGUGCCUCAAGGGCGGACUCAAGACCCCCGUGGGAGGCGGAGUCAGCUCCCUCAACGUCCAGCUCAGGAAGGAGCUUGAUCUCUACGCCUCCCUCGUCAACUGCUUCAACCUCCCCGGCUUGCCCACCCGCCACCACAACGUCGACAUCGUUGUCAUCCGAGAGAACACCGAGGGCGAGUACUCCGGCCUCGAGCACGAGGUCGUCCCGGGCGUCGUUGAGAGCCUCAAGGUGAUGACCAAAUUCUGCUCCGAACGAAUCGCAAAAUAUGCAUUUGAGUAUGCGUACCUGAAUAACAGAAAGACAGUGACGGCCGUCCACAAAGCCAACAUCAUGAAACUUGCCGAUGGCCUCUUCUUAGAAUCUUGCCGCCAGGUUGCAACCAAAUAUCCCAGCAUCAAGUACAACGAGAUCAUCGUCGACAAUUGCUGCAUGCAACUGGUCUCCAAGCCGGAGCGAUUCGACGUUAUGGUCACUCCCAAUCUUUACGGCAAUCUUGUGGCAAAUACGGCAGCUGGCAUCGCCGGAGGUACUGGUGUCAUGCCUGGAGGCAAUGUUGGGGGCGAUCAUGCUGUGUUUGAGCAAGGCGCAUCCGCAGGAAAUGUGGGGAAUGAGAAGCUGGUGGAGCAGAAGGAGGCCAAUCCAGUUGCUCUGCUUCUCUCCUCAGCCAUGAUGUUGAGGCAUCUUCGGUUCCCUUCCUUCGCAGAUCGUCUUGAGACGGCUGUCAAGCGUGUCAUUUCUGAGGGUAAGUACAUGACUAAAGAUCUCGGUGGAGUCAGCACCACCCAGGAGGUUGUCCACGCGGUCAUUGCCAACCUCGACUAGAUUCACUUUCACCUCGCUCAUUUGGUAUAAUAUUUCCCAUAUCAAUUAUAUACAUUCAAAUAAUCUUCGCCUCAAUGGUGGUUUUUGUAAUAAAAGUCACAUUCCAUUA
Messenger RNA from Arachis stenosperma, 1397 nucleotides. Its product is annotated as isocitrate dehydrogenase [NAD] regulatory subunit 1, mitochondrial. Bases 182 to 1288 code for a protein of 368 amino acids. Gene Ontology annotation, cellular component: mitochondrion. Gene Ontology annotation, molecular function: isocitrate dehydrogenase (NAD+) activity. Gene Ontology annotation, biological process: tricarboxylic acid cycle; isocitrate metabolic process. The transcript is spliced from 4 exons. Lineage: Eukaryota; Viridiplantae; Streptophyta; Magnoliopsida; Fabales; Fabaceae. The record is from RefSeq and is a predicted model, not a curated record.